AUGCCUCCUGACUUGAGUGCUACGGCCAACUCUAAUAUGUCACGACCUCGCGCAGCAACAACGGCACCCGCUAUGGCGUCGCAGUCUUCAACACCACGACAAUCAGUACAUGCUCCUCAUACAUCUGCAGUACUCCCGCCCCCGGGAAGCCCACCACUAGGAACGGGGGAUUAUGGCAUCACACGUACCGCCCAGGGGCCAUUGCGUCAUCCUCAGCCGCUGACACCUUCGGAUCUCCAUCUAGUGCUUGAGAAAGAGCAAGAAGCGAUGGUGAAUCGAUUGACACGAGAGCUAUCUCUUCUCCGCCAGCAAACAGCGUCCGUGGCAUCGACAGCAUCUUCCGCCUCAACAUUUAACGAGGCAGAUGGCGCACGGGCAUCACCCACCCUCAGCAGCUCAGCCCAGUCUCAUUCUGCCCGACGGCACCGGUCCAGUUCAAGCCUCAGCUCAAACCAGGGCCCGCAGUCUUCAAGUGUCACUGGAAUUGCUCCCUCACGAGAGAUACCAUACCGCUCGACAGACCAUUCUCGAACGGUUCGCAGCCGUGAGCCAUCCAUCACAUCUCGCCGACCCUCCAUCGGGUCAAUAUCCUCAUUCUCUCACAAUAACAACAGCGUAUACCCACACCGAAACUCGGUGUCACAGACCCAGUUGGGCCAUUCACCUGGAAGUUCGCUCUCGCGGUUUGAGGAGGCCACACAUCACAGGUUGGAGGUGGAAUACAUGAAGCGGGAGAAUGAACAGCUCAGGAGGCGGGUGCGGGAUCUGGAGCAGACUUUAAAGAGGCAAAAGGAGGACUCGGGAAGUUGA
This is a messenger RNA of Penicillium griseofulvum, 810 nucleotides long. RefSeq lists its product as uncharacterized. The record is from RefSeq and is a predicted model, not a curated record. NCBI's taxonomy places the organism in Eukaryota, Fungi, Ascomycota, Eurotiomycetes, Eurotiales, Aspergillaceae. The coding region runs from base 1 to 810 and encodes 269 amino acids. The transcript is spliced from 3 exons.